AUGGGGAAUCUCUAUCACAUGUUGUGUGUGCUGUGUACUUUAUGCGUAGUGAGAAGUGCAGGCGAAUUUAUAGCAAUGUCACAGUAUCACCGUAUGCCAAAGCUCUGGCAGAUGGACGAUUAUGACGAGUGUCUACAGUCAUCUGGACCGGAUGAACCGCCCGAUGUGUAUUGCGGCAGUACGGUCGUACUGAAACCGGACAAUCGAUCCGAACUAUGGAAAUUUAUUGAGGAAUUUUCUAGCGACUACAAACGACACUACAAUCACAAGGUGCUGAGACGAUUCGUGUGUAUUAAAAAAUGUCAAAAGGUGGUUGAAAAACUAUCGCCACAGGAAAGAAAAGCCCUUACGGUAGAAACGUUUCCAAUCGACUUUAGGUACAAUUUUAAAGAUGGCAUUUUAGAAAACACCCUAACCUAUCAGGAUUUGUAUGCAGACCUAGUGGAGAUUUGCAUCAACAAGCAACUGAACGAAACGUACGGAUUGUUGGCUCAUACAGAGAUAGUGUCGUGCGACAAAUCAUCCGAUGAGUUAUCUUUGGAUGCACUUGACAAGUCCUUUUUGAUCAUUCUUUGUCUGCUUAUACUAUGUGUGAUCCUAUCAUCCUGGUACGACAGCUCAAUCAACUACAAGCUCAGCACCGAACACUACAAACAUUCGCUCGAGAGUAAACGAAAAAUGGUUUUGGUGUCCUUCUCGAUCCAACGCAACUGGUAUCGGCUAACGUCACGCUCGCGUGAUGAAACGCAUCAAAAGUUACGCUUCCUUCAGGCGUUUCGGUUUUUCACCAUGUCACUGGUUAUCUUUGGCCAUGCAGCCUUACUGCUGGUCGUCUCACCUACAACCCAUUCGGAAAAGCUCGAGCAAGUGAUGCACAGCGUCGGUAGCGCGAUUCUCACGAACGGUGUGCAGAUCACGCAAACGUUUCUCGCGAUGAGUGGAACACUGUUGGCGAUCCAGGUGUUGAGCUUUGCCGAGAAGCGUAAGGGUCGCGUAAGCUAUCUUUACGUGCCGGUGGCUAUUCUGUACAGAUACAUAAGGUUAACUCCAGUCUAUGCGUUUGUGAUUUUGCUUCAUGCCACGUGGUUGCUUAAGCUACAAACCGGUCCACUGUGGCGUGUGGGUGCAGAAACGGAGCAAACGUUCUGUCGCCGCAACUGGUGGACGAAUUUGCUGUACGUAAACAACUAUGUGCAUGCGGAUGAACCGUGUAUCCAGCAAGGAUGGUAUCUUGGGACCGAAUUUCAAGUAUUCAUCAUAGCACUGAUCGUACUGAUCACGAUCAUAAAAUUUCCUCGAGCCAAAAUUGCCAUUCUAUCGCUUGUGCUUGCCGCGGCGUACAUCGUUCCAGCUUUCUUCAUAUACCACCAAAAGCUAGAGGGAACGUUCCUCGUUACGCUGGAAGCCCAACGGUACGUCCUCUGGUACGACAAGUUCUACCUGCAGGCGUACAUCCCGGCGCACAUAAACUUCGGCAACUACAUGCUGGGCGUGCUGACCGGUGUCAUCUACAACGAGCUACGCCUGCGUUCGAUAAAUCUCACCGAAAGUAAAGCGUUCCGCGUCGUAUGGUAUGCAACGUUGCUGAUCUUUCCACUGUCCUUGAUGCCGGCGUACAUAUUCUACGUGAACGAUUUCGAAAAACCGUCCCUGUGGAUGGCGAUUUAUUUCCCCAUCAUGAAGAAUCUUUUCGGUAUCGGGAUAGGCAUUAUUCUUAUUGGUUGCAUCUACGGCGUUAAUGGUGUACUGCAGCGUAUACUCAACUAUCCGUUCUUUGAGCCGUUGGGCCGAUUAGCGUACGGUGCGUACCUGAUACAUACGUACGUGAUGCGCUUCAUGUUUAUCAGUGCACGGGGACCGGUUUACUACAGCGAUGCACUUACGCUUUCCUUGGUGUGUGGUGCGAUAGUAAUGUCCUGUUUGCUGUCACUUGUUCUCUGUUUGCUGGUCGAGUUACCUACUUCCGCGCUUCAGAAUCAUAUCCUGUUUGGUAGUUUUAAAGGUAAAAGUAAAAAGCCGAAUCGGGUGGACGAAGAAAGUGCUACAAAUAACAAUGAAAAACCGAUCGUACCGAGUUUUGAAGAAAAGAAGGAUGAGAUCAACCGCCGCAACACGUGGUGGAAAAGUGAGUCUCACCUGCUCACGCUCACGCGGAUGCGAGCGGGCGGGCUGGAUCACUUUCGCAACGAAGCGAUCGAAACGUUUGGACCAGGGAUAACGGUGACGGGACGAAACCAUUCUAAACCAAAACGCCGUUGGCACCGUUCGGCGAGUAUAGACCCCUAUUUAAACUCACAUAAUGAUCAUCCAAACGCCCAUUUUCAUAUUUCUCUAAUCGAUUCACUUCUACUACAACUCACCUACCAUUUCCUCCUACCUGCAGUGGACGAAUACUAUCGUAUGCCCAAGAUUUACGACUACGAUGACUACGACCGGUGUGUCGCACAAGCGCCCCAAGUUCCCGCCGAGGACGUCGUUUACUGUGUCGCGCGCACGAUCAUCAAACCGGAUCAAGAGUCGAGCCUUUGGCGACUGGUCGAGAAUUUCUCCAACGACACCAAGCGACACUUUCGUCACGAUCAUCUGGAUCGUGGCUUUUGUAUCGAACGAUGCCGUCAGCUGGUACAGUCACUCGAUCCAAACGCGGCGGAACAACUGUUUGUGGACAAGUUUCCCAUUUCCUUUCCGUACAUCAUGCACGCAGACGUCUUCAACAAUGUAAGCAACGAUCGUGCACGAUACGGUCGUUUGAUUAAUAUCUGUCAGAAUCAUGCCCUCCGCCAGCGAUACAAUUUGUCUGGCUACACCGAAAUUGAGUACUGUACUGGUCCGAACCGAAGCACACCGAUCGAUGGGCUGGACAUUAGUUUUCUGAUCAUCACGGGCAUGAUCUUGCUGCUGGUAAUCAGUUCCACGUGGUACGACCACUACACUAGCAAGCAGCUAGGCAAUGAGCAUUACAAAAAGGAUGUUCCAUGUCGAAAAACGAUGGUUCUGACUUCGUUUUCACUCGUCCGUAACUGGUACCGAUUGGUAUCCCGCUCUAAGGAUCAACUGAACGAAGAUUUGAAAUUUUUCCAAGCGAUCCGAUUCUUCACCUUCUGCCUAGUGGUUGUCGGACACUGUGGUGAUCUGUUUACCACUACAUCGUUUGCAAACACGCAGGACCGUGAAGCAGAGUACUACAGUCCGCUCGGGCACAUGCUGAUAAACGGAUCGCUAAUUGUGCAGUCAUUUUUCGAGAUGAGUGGCUUUCUGCUCAGCAUACAUUUCCUCACCACACAGGCCAAGAUGAAAACGGUUAGCUGGGCCGCUAUAUUUGUGACGGUCGCGUACAGAUACAUCCGACUUACACCAGCGUACGCAUUUAUUUUAUUGCUGCAUGCAACCUGGUUGCCGAAGCUACAGGAUGGUCCACUGUGGCCCCGUGGUGCUGAAGUUGAGCGUAACCUGUGCCGGCGGAACUGGUGGACCAAUCUGCUGUACGUUAACAACUACGUUAAUGCGGACGAACCGUGUCUCCAACAAGCAUGGUAUCUGGCCUGUGACUAUCAACUGUUUACGGUGGGACUUAUAAUUCUAGUGGCAGUUACUAAGUAUAAAAAGUAUGUAGUUCACAUCUUUAGCGUUUCUGGCGCGAUUGCUAUCCUGAUACCAGCGUUAGUUGUCUACUUCUAUCAGUUUGAUGGUGUGUUUGUCGUCACAUUGCAGGCGGAACGUUUCAUUUACUGGUUUGACGAGAUGUACCACAAGAUCUACAUACCAUUCCAUACGAAUAUUGGCUGCUACGUAGGAGGUGUAGUCUAUGGCUAUUUGUACUAUCGUGUUCGUACAUCCGAUAACAAGGGCAACCGAUCAGGAUUCCUCAAAUUCCUUUGGUACAUGACAGUGCCCUGCGGUAUGUUGACGCUCAUGAUCAGUAUGAUCUUCUAUUCGAACAACUUUGAAAAACCAUCGCUCUGGAUAUCGCUCUUCUUCCCGCUGCACAAAAAUGCUUGGGCGCUGUUCGGUGCCAUCGUCCUGUACGGGAUCAUUUACAACUACAAUCGAUUCAUCAAGAGUGUCGUCAAUUUCCCACUCUUUGUACCGCUGGGACGGCUGACGUACUGUGCGUAUAUUAGUCACGUGUUCUUCCUGAAGAACUUUUUCUACGGGACGCGUGAUGUUCCAUACUUCAGCAACGUGUCGAUGUACACAAAAGUGAUUUCGGUGAUAGUAGCAUCGUACAUCUUGGGUGCCAUUGUUGCUCUCACCCUGGAGUUCCCCAUCUCUGCUCUGCAGAAGCAUUUGCUCUCCAAGCAGCUCGAGAAAAUAUCAAAACCAGAACCACCGAAAGAAAACAACAAUGAGCUUAGUCCACCUUCUGCUUAACGGAACCAAAAA
Messenger RNA from Anopheles maculipalpis, 4383 nucleotides. RefSeq lists its product as uncharacterized. The record is from RefSeq and is a predicted model, not a curated record. Gene Ontology annotation, molecular function: acyltransferase activity, transferring groups other than amino-acyl groups. The coding region runs from base 1 to 4371 and encodes 1456 amino acids. NCBI's taxonomy places the organism in Eukaryota, Metazoa, Arthropoda, Insecta, Diptera, Culicidae. The transcript has 25 exons.